Molecule: messenger RNA, 2600 nt
Organism: Trichoplusia ni (cabbage looper)
Lineage: Eukaryota; Metazoa; Arthropoda; Insecta; Lepidoptera; Noctuidae
Gene: Dronc
Product: caspase Dronc
Exons: 8
Coding region: 157-1515 (452 amino acids)
Biological process (GO): regulation of apoptotic process; proteolysis
Molecular function (GO): cysteine-type endopeptidase activity
Source: RefSeq, a predicted model, not a curated record
AUUCACUUUUUUAAUAGAUGUCUAGACGACUGUUGUUGACUGACUUGACAUUUUGAUUGUACACAAAAGCAAUACAAAAGGUUUUCAAGUUUAAAAGUGGUUUUAAAAUAAUUUAUAGCAUUGGUAAUAAUAAGCUCUAAAGAAUUGAUAGUCACAAUGGAACAAGAACAUAGAGAUGCUAUUCAGAGAAAUUUUACCUCCCUUGUGGAGAGAACGGACCUCGAGUCAAUGGUCACAGCACUGCAUGAAAAGGGUGUAUUCUCCACUCAAAUGAUUGAACCAUACCAAAACAAUUAUGACUCAGAAAGAGAUCGUAAACGAAAACUGUACAUGGAUAUCAAGAGGCGUGGACCUGAUGCAUUCAGACUGCUUGUGGAAGCCCUUGGCGAGAUGGGCUACUGGGACCUGGUGCGGGACCUGGACCCAGACAGCCCAUUCUCUUUCUACAGACACAGAACUUUCACACCUACCCCAAAACCCAAACCUGCAGCUGAUGAUGAUAACUUUCGGAGCCUCAGUUCAAAAAAUAAACCAAAACCUGAACCACCUAAAACUGUCACAGUGACCUAUACGCCGCCGCCCGAAGACAACGACAACGCCAGUGCGGAGGCGCUCGCAACGCCCACCUACGUCGUUAAAAAAAGCCUCAAGUUCAUGGAGGAUGAUGACACCAAAGACCUGAAGCUGUACCGAACGCGCGGCCGCAAGCGCGGCGUGCUGGUGAACUUCACAUACAUGCAGUUCGACAACGACAUCGAAGAGUUCCGCAACGGCGUGGACGUGGACUGCAACAACCUCACCUAUCUGUUCAGCGAGCUGGGCUUCCGCGUCGUGCGCUACCUCAACCUUACCAAACAACAAACACUCGACACGCUGAAAUCGCUGAACGAUGUGCUGGAGGGCGUGGAGAGCGUGUUCAUCGUGGUGUCGUCACACGGCUACAAGCGCGCGCACACGUCCGACACGGACGUGCGCUGCAAGGACGGCAAGCUCAUCUCGCUGUACGACAUCAUGACCUACUUUAACAACACUGAGAUGCCCGGCCUCGUCGGCGUGCCCAAGGUCUUCAUUUUCCAGAUGUGCAGAGGCACGAGUGCGGAGUACACGUGGCAGGCGGCGGGCGGCGCGGCGCGGCGCGAGAUGCCCAUGCCGCGCGGCGUGGCCGUGGACGGGCGCCCCGAGCCCCCGCGGGCCGCGCGCGGGCCCCGCCCCGGGCCCGCUGAGCCCGCGGACACGCGCACGCCGCUCUACUCCGACAUCCUCAUCGCGCACUCCACGCUGCCAGGGCUGGUGGCGCACCGCGACGGCAAGCUGGGCUCGUGGUACAUCCAGGCGCUGUGCGAGGUGUUCGCGGAGCGCGCGCACGACUGCCACGUGGAGAAGCUGUUCACGCUGGUGGACUCGCGCAUGCAGGACAAGUUCAAGGUGCAAACCUCCUCCGUGGACCGCUGGGGCUUCAACAAGCGACUCUACCUGCACCCCGGACUCUACGAGGAUGAACUCGCAGCUCCCUAACCUUCCCUGGGUAAACCUGAUCUUCAUAAACAUUUAGAUUGCUAUCAUGCAGAUGAAUUAUUCCAAGAGAUGAUGAUACAAACUGCCUCUUACAUGACUCAAUAAAGUAUGUUGAGACAUUAUCGAGUUCAAACAUUUUCAACAUAUCAGGAUUAUUUUAUGAGCCACUCGAACUAAGAACAAAAUAUGAUAAAUAAUUACUCAAAUCGUGUUUAAUCAUGCAAUAAAAUGAUGCGCACAAUGUUUUCAUUUUAACAAUUUUACCAAAUACUUAGCUUAGUGGGUAAUGAGCGAUCUUUAUAUAGACAUAAUCAAUUAAUCAAAUUUGUACGUAAUUAUGAAUAUGAAAUGUUUUCACAUCUUAAAAAUGGUAUUGUGUGAAUCUCUAUAAAAUUAUGUUAAUAUCUCGAAAUUAUUGAAUGUACGUUUGCAAUCUCUUAACAUUGUAAAACCGUGACUGCUACUGUGAAAAUCCAUCUGAUUGCUUUGGCGAAGCAAACGACACAAUUUUCACACAUAGUAUUUAAUUAGGUGUUGGUCUAGCGAAGUGCUAUUUUUAAGAUAUCGUAUUUUUACUGAUGUAUCUAUUUAGUUUUAAUCGCUCUUCAGAACAACAUUUAAGUUGUUUAUAAAAAUAUUAACCCUCAAAAUGUAUAUUUUAGAAACUGCCAUUUUAUAAAACAUUAAAGACUCUGAGUCACCUGUUUCAUUAGGUGCUAGGUUAUAUAUUUAGAAGUAUACUUCUUCAUCCCACCUUGUGAGAUUCUUAGUAAUGUGUUUCUUCAUGCUUUUAUCCUUUAUUAGAUAUACAACGAAAGGUUAGCAUGUUAACAUUCCUAAUGUAAACAACCUAUAUGCAUUUAUAUCGAAACUUGAGAAAUGAGACCUUGCUCAUGUAUUUUAUUCACAGCCCUUCCUGAACUUAUUGUUAAUGGUUGUAGUUUAGCAAUAAAUUUUAUGACAAGUUGUGAUAAAUGUAGCCAAUACAAGUUCUUUAGGCAUUUUGUUAUGUCGAAUGUGGUAUAACUACUUUAGUGUUAAGGAAUAUUGUAUAUUUUUUUACAAAAUAAAUAGAGAUUAUCAAU